Messenger RNA from Monascus purpureus, 1653 nucleotides. The record is from the annotation of a GenBank genome assembly. NCBI's taxonomy places the organism in Eukaryota, Fungi, Ascomycota, Eurotiomycetes, Eurotiales, Aspergillaceae.
AUGCUGCGUUUCCCCAGAAAGUCGCGGAUGUCUGUCGUCUCGCAGCGCUCCCUGAUGCUUCUUCCUCUGCGUCGAGUCCAAUGUCACUUGUCUUCGUCGUCAACACGCAGACGGUGCAUCAGCGCUUCAUCAGCAGUCUUCUGCCGCCGCAAUUCGUCUUAUCACUUUAGCAAGUUUGCGGAGCUUGCCAGGCGCGAGUCUUCUCGCAAUCAGAUCUACCAAUCCCUCUCGACAGACCCCUAUGUAAAUCUCUCAAUAGAGCAUUUUCUGCUUGAGAAUGCUCCAUCUGACUCGAAUGUCCUCUUUCUCUAUGUCAAUCGACCUUGCGUUGUCAUUGGACGAAAUCAAAACCCAUGGCUCGAAACGAACCUCGGAGCUCUUUAUAACGAUCGUAUGAGGAGCUAUAAUGACAGCAGGCUAUCGCAGUCUUUGUCUUACAAUUCUAAAGACGUAUUGUAUGUUCGCCGUCGAUCUGGCGGCGGCGCCGUUUACCACGACGAGGGGAACCUCAACUACAGCGUGACCUCGCCACGGACUAGUUUUACGCGCAACAAACACGCUGAGAUGAUGGCUCGAGCUCUCCAUCGAGUUGGGGCCGUUAAUGCGAGAGUCAAUGAUCGUCAUGACAUAGUGUUGCCUAUUGAUUCCCAUGAGAUGUCGAAUGAGGAAUCUGCCGCUUCUGCGAAUGCUUUGCAACCGCGGAAAAUCUCGGGCUCUGCGUUCAAACUGACAAGGCAUCGAGCACUUCAUCAUGGGACAUGUUUGCUUGAUUCCCCCAAUAUCCAUGGUCUCGGUUCAUAUUUGAAGUCUCCCGCACGGCCAUACGUUAAGGCCAAAGGCGUCGAGAGUGUUCGAUCACCUGUUGCGAACGUUUCGUCAUUUUUGACGCAUUCCUUCGCUCCAUUCUCAAUCCAGAUGGUCAUAGGCAGCGUCAUUGAGGAAUUCAUCCGUCUCUAUCAAGUUAGCCCUCAUGCUUUUCUCCGAGCGCAACGCGCUCAUGCGAACGAACCGGGUUUGUACGCGGGAGAUGACUGGGUGGUAGGGACUGUCGGGGACUCUGAAGUAGCCGAAGAGCCGGAAAUCCAAAACGGAAUCAAAGAGCUAAAGUCAUUGGAAUGGAAAUACACCCAAACCCCACAGUUCACUUUUUCUACAUUUCCUACUGAAGAGGACCCGCGUGAAAGACCACCAUUGCCACCUUCUCUUCCUCCUUCGUAUCAACUAAUCCAAGUUUCUCUAAAAAGACUCAGAUCUUUCUCCGUCUGAAGCACGGAGCCGUCAUCGAAAGCCACAUUUCCACCUCACCAGAUUCACCCACAGCAUCUGCAGAGGCGGGUCGAAUCCACGAGUCUCUGAAUGACCGUAGACUCCACGAGCUUUCCCUGUCAAACUGGAGUCAAAUUCUCAGCAGACUUGGCAACGAAGAUGUUGGGGUUGAUACAGUGCAGGAAUUGUGCAGGUUUAUAGGAGAGAAACUUGCCGCAUCUCCCAAUUAGUCGAUUAAUCGGGAUUUGUCUGUUAGGAUUCGUCAUUAUAGCAUCUGCUUCCAUUUUUCUUAUGUUACACUGUUUAUAGCAUGUUAAGUAUAGAUCAUGUAUAGUAUGCCAGUUUGUUAUAGAGACUAGAUCAAUUUGUACAUGCAGUGUAUUCAGG